AAAUUUACGUAUAGGUUAAGUGGUUUAUAAAAAAAACUAAAGAUAACAAAGUUAUCCUCUUUCCUAUGCUUAUUUUAAUAGCAAAAUCUGAUUAUACGUAAAAUAUGUCUAAUGAUCAAGAAGUAAUCAAUAUAAUUGGGGAAAAGCUGUCUUCAUCUAAUAUAACCAUAAAAAAUGUUCUUUUAAGUGUAGUUAUUCCCCAAGAAGUCUUAACUUUAAGUAAUAUUAUUUUUACUCUAGUCGAGUGCAAUGGCAGUUACGGUUUAUUUAUAUUUGAAUCUGGUAAAAGAAUCCCAACAAAAUUCUCCGAUCUUACUAUUGAACAUGUCAUACCAAUCGAUGAGUACUUCUACUGUGAUAAUGAAUCCAUUCCAAGCAGUUAUACACACGAACGGUUUUCAAUAACAUAUAAAAUGUUACGGCUAACUUUUCACAUUGAAAUUGGACCCGAUAGCGAUGUUUUUAAGGAUGAAAUAACCAGAGCUAAAGAAGCAUUUUUGUUGAAUUCUGUUGAUCAUAAAUGGUUGGAGAGGUAUCGAAAUGAUUCAGGAUCUUAUGAUGUUGAAUUUGGUGAGGGAAAUUUACCUGCAUCAAGACAAAGGGGAGCCAGAGGGCACACUUCUGCAAGUAGAGAAUCAAUGUUAAGGUUCGAAAUGGAAUCAAGAAAAUCACAAUACACAAAAAUCACCGAACGUAGCAUAUUUGUGGGAACUUGGAACGUUAAUGGACAACUCCCUCCACCUAAUCUCAUGCUAAAAUAUUGGUUAGCAAUCGAAAAAGAACCCCCAAUGUUGUAUGCGAUUGGUUUUCAAGAAUUAGAUCUAAGCAAAGAAGCUUUUUUAUUUAAUGAUAGCCCCCGAGAAGCGGAAUGGGAAAAAGCAGUUAUGGCUUCAACACACCCAGAUGCUAAAUAUAGACGUUUGGCUUUAAUUCGCUUAGUUGGAAUUCAAUUGAUUGUCUUAAUACAUUCCGAUCAUUAUAGUCAUGUUAAAGAUGUCGAUAGCAGCACUGUUGGAACAGGGCUUUUAGGCAAAAUGGGUAACAAAGGAGGAGUUGCAGUGAGGAUACGUUUAUACGACACAACCUUAUGCUUUGUAUGUUCGCAUUUAGCAGCGCAUCAAGAUGAAGUUGAACGAAGAAAUCAAGAUUACAGAGAUAUAGUUGAUCGAAUUAAUUUUCGUAAACCGCCGCAAACAAUUAAAGAACACGACCAAUUAUAUUGGCUUGGAGAUUUAAAUUAUAGGAUAAUGAAAUUCAAUGGGGACGACGUAAAAAAGUUGCUGUACGCCAAAGAGUUGGAUCUUCUUCUAAAACAUGAUCAGUUAAUGUUGGAACAACAGAAAGGGAAAUGUUUUGAGGGAUUCUUAGAAGCACCAAUACAUUUCCAACCGACAUACAAAUACGAUUUAAACAGCGACCAUUACGAUACAAGCGAAAAAGGUCGUGCACCGGCGUGGACAGAUCGCGUUCUUUAUCGAGGCAAAGGAAUCCAUCCGACAGUAUACCGAUGUCACAUGGAACUCCAAACGAGCGAUCAUAAACCGAUUAGUUGCGUCUUUAAAUCCGAAAUAGCCGUAAUCGACGAAACGAAACAAAAACGCGUUCAAGAGGAAGUGUUUAAAUUAAUGGAUAAGUUAGAAAACGAAAUUUUACCGCAAGUUACGGUCGAUCGGACGGAAUUAACUUUCGAAAGGGUUCGUUUUAACGAACCCGUUCAUAAAGAAGUGAUCGUUGCUAAUACGGGGCAAGUCCCUGUUACUUUUUGUUUUGCUAAUAAAAUUAAGGAGGAAAAGUAUUGUAAGGAUUGGUUGAGGAUUACACCGAAUCGAAAAGAUAUUGAACCAGGUGAUAAAUGUGAUAUUCGAUUUGAAGUAACACUUCUCGACGCGGGAAAUUACUUGGAAGACAUUUUAGUUUUGCACCUUGAAAACGGAAAAGAUAUCUUCAUUUCCGUUUCCGCUCAAUGCGAAAGAUCGUGUUUUACAACUUCGAUAUCGGUUUUGUGUCGAUGUCCCGUUCCGAUUUUGAAUAUGACAGCGGAACAAAUUUAUCAAGCCGAACGCGAACAAAUUCCUUUGCGCUAUUCGAUACCAAGGGAACUCUGGCUGCUCGUUGAUUAUCUUUAUAGACACGGAUUGAGAAUGCGGAUGUUUGAAUCGACGGCUCUUCACGAUGAUAUUAUUAAAAUUAGAGAUUGGUUGGAUCAUGGCUCGUUAAAUCCGAUUCCUGUUGAUAAUGUAACUGCCGUUGCUGAAUGUCUUUUAUUAUUUUUAUCGCAUACAAAAGAUCCGAUAAUCCCUUAUCAUUUAACUGAGACUGCAUCAUCUCAAGCUAAUAACUUCUUAAAUUGUAGAGAGAUUCUCGAGAAAGUCCCUGAUUUACAUAGGAGUGUUUUUUUGUAUAUAAUUAUGUUCCUGAAAGAAGUGUUAAAAUAUGGUGGUGAAAAUGGAACGGAUCCAAAAAUUUUAGCCACGAUUUUCGGUGAUAUUUUACUUAGAAGUCCAAAAGGAAAAGUUGAAAGGCAGCAAAUCCAAAGGGGAAAAAUGGGUUUUGUUCAUCAAUUUCUUAUAAAUGACAUAAGUUCAAUGAUUGUCCCUUCAGCAAACAAAUAAUAGUGUAAAUGUCUUUAAUGUCUAGUAUUUAUUAAUUGUUUUAGAUUAUAAGCUAAUUAAAAUAACAUAA
Messenger RNA from Onthophagus taurus, 2682 nucleotides. RefSeq names its product Oculocerebrorenal syndrome of Lowe (gene Ocrl). Gene Ontology annotation, cellular component: membrane. Gene Ontology annotation, molecular function: phosphatidylinositol-4,5-bisphosphate 5-phosphatase activity; inositol phosphate phosphatase activity. The record is from RefSeq and is a predicted model, not a curated record. Gene Ontology annotation, biological process: phosphatidylinositol dephosphorylation; signal transduction. NCBI's taxonomy places the organism in Eukaryota, Metazoa, Arthropoda, Insecta, Coleoptera, Scarabaeidae.